Molecule: messenger RNA, 5298 nt
Organism: Heterocephalus glaber (naked mole-rat)
Lineage: Eukaryota; Metazoa; Chordata; Mammalia; Rodentia; Bathyergidae
Gene: Mylk3
Product: myosin light chain kinase 3
Biological process (GO): intracellular signal transduction; protein phosphorylation; positive regulation of apoptotic process
Cellular component (GO): nucleus
Molecular function (GO): ATP binding; protein serine/threonine kinase activity
Source: RefSeq, a predicted model, not a curated record
GAGAUAAGCAAGGCAAAGGCAUGGAGAGAACCCAGCCCUCUGAGCUCCCUACACAGCCCCAGUUGUCAAUGCACGUUGGAGCUGCAGGGUGAGACUGUUAGCUAACAAGGACAAUGGUCUCACAGAUGCUGCCUAAGUGAAAGCCACAGAUUUGUGGCUUUUCUAUUUCCUUGCCCUAGCCCUUCUCUAGCCUGAGUCACAAUGUCAGGAGCCUCCAAGGAAAGUCUGGGCUCCCGAGGUCUGCCAGUGUUGGGCAAGGCCUGCCUCACUGCCAUGGACAACAAGCUUAACGUGCUGAAUGAGAAGGUCGACAAGCUCUUGAAUUUCCAGGAAGAUGUCACAGAGAAACUGCACUGUGUGUGCCGGGGCAUGGGCCACCUGGAGCAAGGCCUGCAGCGACUGGAGGCCUCUCAAGGGCUGGACCUGGCGGGAGCUGACUGUGCUUCUCCAGCUGAUGCUCAGGCUGGGUGGCCUGAGGUCCUGGAGUUGGUGAGGGCUGUGCAGCAGGAUGGUGUCCAGCAUAGUGCCAGGCUUGAAGCCCUCUUCAGUAUGGUGGUGGCUCUGGACAGGGCCAUUGCUCUGGUGGGUGCUGCGUUCCAGAACUCGAAGUUGGUGGAUUUCAUCAUGCAAGGGAGGAAAGGCAGCCUGGCUGAUGGCCCUGAGGAGAACAAAGAGCCAGUGGAAGAGAAGGAAGCAAAACCAAAGCAUGGGCUGAGCACCAGGGGAGUGCAAGCUGCCAUCAGGGGGCAUUGGGAAGAGACCCAAAGGGUGAAUCAGCCAGAUGGGACAGUGGAGAGGCUGCUCCCCAUCAGGGCAUCAGGGACAGGAGCUGACCUUCUCUCCCAGGUGAGGAUCUCAUCAGGGCACGAAGAUGGAGUUCCUAGCCCAGGACCGAUGUCCCCUGGUGACCUGCUGCUGCCCACAGAAGCCUGUGCCACAGCUCUGGAAACAUCCAGUGAGAACCCUGGGAAUUGCCUGGAAUCAUCUGCAGCACCUGACAGGGUUGGUGAGGCUCCCACUAGCCAGGAGGUGGUAUCUGGUGCAAGACAAGGAGCAUCAUCCAGCAGGCCUGACACUCAGCUUUCAGAGGAGGGCAUGAGGUUGAUGUCAGGGCCCAUCCCUCUGUCUGCAGUACCUCUGACCAGGAUGGCUCACAGUGGUGGAGAAGUGCCUUGCAGGAUCUCCAUUCAUGUGCACCAAAUGGAUACUCCUGGGGAGUUGCUUGUGACACGAGGGGGCAACCUUACACCCACUCUCCCUGCAGAGGCUCCAACAGCUGCCCAUCCAGGUGAGCAGGACCUUCCCGGGCCUGGGUGCUGCUCCCAAGCCACUGGAACUGGGUCAGAAGAGCAGACUUCCCAAGGAGCCAGAGAGAUUCCCCUGUUGCCGAGGAGGAGCAGCCACCCAGCAGAUGAAGAGAAGCAAUGGUGUGAGGCUGAGCCGAUCAUAGGACUAAGUAUGACCAGGGACAAAGGAGCUACUGCUGCUGAAGGUGUGGGGAUACAGCAAGAAAAAGGCCCAGGAGCAGGACACCUGGAUCCUGGGAAAGACUGUGAAGCUGGAGGCUCGGGGAGAGUGGAAGCAGGAGGGAGGUCGCUCUCAGGUGCUGAGGCUGGCAGCAUGGUUCUGGAUGACAGCCCAGCCCCUGCAGCCCCUUUUGAACACCGGGUAGUGAAUGUCAAGGAGACAGCAAUCUCAGCAGGUUACACAGUGUGCCAGCAUGAAGUCUUGGGAGGGGGGCGCUUUGGCCAGGUCCACAAGUGCACAGAGAAGUCCACAGGCCUCCCACUGGCUGCCAAGGUCAUCAAAGUGAAGAGUGUCAAAGACAGGGAGGAUGUGAAGAACGAGAUCAACAUCAUGAACCAGCUUAGCCAUGUGAACCUGAUCCAGCUCUACGAUGCCUUUGAGAGCAAGAACAGCUUUACCCUCAUCAUGGAGUAUGUGGAUGGGGGUGAACUCUUCGACCGGAUCACAGAUGAAAAGAACCACCUGACUGAACUGGAUGUGGUCUUGUUUACCAGGCAGGUCUGUGAGGGUGUGCAUUACCUCCACCAGCACUACAUCCUACACCUAGACCUCAAGCCAGAGAACAUACUGUGUGUCAGUCAGACAGGACACCAAAUUAAAAUCAUUGAUUUCGGGCUGGCCAGAAGGUACAAGCCUCGGGAAAAGCUGAAGGUGAACUUUGGUACUCCUGAGUUUCUAGCCCCAGAAGUCGUCAACUAUGAGUUUGUUUCCUUCCCUACUGACAUGUGGAGUGUGGGAGUCAUCACCUACAUGCUACUUAGUGGUUUGUCCCCAUUUCUAGGGGAAACAGAUGCAGAGACCAUGAAUUUCAUUGUGAAUUGUAGCUGGGACUUUGACGCUGACACCUUUGAAGGACUGUCAGAAGAGGCCAAGGACUUUGUUUCCCGGCUACUGGUCAAAGAGAAGAGCUGCAGAAUGAGUGCCACACAGUGCCUGAAACAUGAGUGGUUGAAUAAUUUGCCUGCCAAAGCCUCAAAAUCCAAAGUUCAUCUCAAAUCUCAAGUAUUGCUUCAGAAAUACAUGGCCCAGAGAAAAUGGAAGAAACAUUUCUACGUGGUGACUGCUGCCAAUAGGUUAAGGAAAUUUCCAACCACUUAAUAUUCAACUCUACUGCUUCAAAAGGCCCAGAAAUUAUUGAGGUCUUUGUUGAUUUGAAGAGAUGAUUCAAGACUUUAAAUAACCUGGCAUUUUACUAUUAUUGAUUCUUCUAAUUUUGUAACAACAAAAAAAAGUUGACUGUUGCUUUCUUUAUGGCUGUAAAGAAAGCAUCUUAGAAACUUUUUUUUCCUGUAAGAUCACUAAGUUUGAAAUGCUGUGUUUACUUUUCAAGUAUUAAAAUGUAGGUAUAUUUAGGUAAGUAGAAAAGGCCCUACUUUGCACAUGUCAAAUUUAAAUUUGAAACUUGGCUUUUAUGCAAGGGCAUGUUACUCAGAAUUGCCUCUUCCAGUGCAAAUAUUCCAAUACAAAGAAUUCCUAGCAUUUUGACUUGCUUAGGUUUGAGCAAAUCUUGUAUUAACCUAAUCUAGUGUCAUGCGGUAUGGAUUUAGGACAGUGAUCUCCAAACUUGUUUAAACUUAUGUUCUCUUUUAAGAAUCAAGACCAACAUGCAUCUUUUAGUUUUGUGUAAAAUUUCGAAGUAUAUUAAUCAUGACUAAAUCUGAAAAUUUUUACUUGAUUUUAGCCAAAAGGCCAAGAAGCAAUUAAAUCUGAAAAAUUUGAAUAUUUUUAAAUUCUAUACCCACCUUCACUCUCUCUCUUACUUCUUAGUUAUGAACUUCUGGUCUUGUAAGUCUGAAAACUGAUAUGCAGUAUAUGAAGUGAACCUGCCUGGCAAGCGGCAAGGUCCUGUGUUUGAUCCCUGGUAUGGGGAAAAAUAUGUAUCUUUCUCUCUCUAAAUAUAUAGAUAUAUAUAUGAAGUGAAAUAAGAAUGUAAUGAUGUUAAACUUUCUGGGAGGAAAACAGAAAUAAUAUAGUAUGAAGCAAUAAAGAAGUGCUUUUCUACUGCUUUAUUAAGGAUAUACUACUUUUGAUGUCAUUUUAAAAUAUGUGCUUCUUAUAUACUGGUGCAUUUACUCCAUGCAUUGAAAUAGUCACAUCAUCCAUUCACUGAAACAACUCUUUUCUCAAUAUGGUGAGCAACGCUGGGCUGGGGAUUUAGCUCAGUGCUGCCUGCCUCGCAAGCGCAAGGUCCCAAGUUCGAUCCCUGGUACCAAAAAAAGAGAAAAAUAUGGUGAGCAACUAAAACAUUUACAAACUCUACAUGUGUACAUUUCAGCACUCUCUGUUUUUUGUUUUUGUUUUGUUCUCUUUGAGAAAGGGUCUUACUACAUAUUUCAGGCUGGCCUUGAACUCACUAUGUAGCCCAGGCAGGCCUUGAACUUUUGGCAAAACUCCUGCCAUCAUGCCUGGCUCAUUUCAGCACUUUAUCCCUUAAUUAAAGGGAAUACUUUAUUAUUAUUAUUUUUAUUUUUAUUUUUUGGUUCCAGGGAUUGAACUCAGGACCUUCCACUUUUGAGGCAGGUGCCGGAACCACUGAGCUAAAUCCCUGGCCCGGAAAUACUUUAUUAUUCAAAAGCUAACACUUUUUAAAAUUUCUUCACUUCUGCUUGAUGUUUGUUUUUUUUUUUGAGACGGGCUCUCACUGUUGUUCAAGCUGGCCUUGAACUCACUAUGUAGCUCAGGCUGGCCUUGAACUCAUAGUGAUUCUCCUGCCUCAGCCUCCCAAGUGCUGUGAUUAUAGGCAUGUGCUAGCACACCCAGCUCACUUCUGCCUGAUUUCUAUGGUACAGUAUUUCCAUUACCUGCUUCAAAAAGCUGUUUUAAUUGGUGUAGUGACUUAGUUUUUAAUUAGACAUCCAACAGUUCCACAGCCUUUCAGGAUUUUUUUCCUCCACCAGAAUAAAGACUGUCUUGGAUUGUAACCUUGUCAGGGAGCUAAGAUUGUGAGUAUUAGCAUGUGUAGGCCUGCUUCAAAUUGACCAGCUAAUGAACAAACAUCCCAAGAGAUGGCUGCUGGAAACCACCUUUAGUGAGACAAUAACAGUGGUUUGGUUUUACUUCUUAAGUGUCAGUUAUCUUUACGAAAAAAUGCUUUAUAAAAAAAUGGCACUGAGAAUUGAACCCAUGGCCUGUGCGCACAUCCCUAGCCUUUCUAAAAUUUUGAGACAGAGUCUUGCUAGGUUGCUAAAUUGACCCAGCUGGGCUCAAACUUGGGACCCUCCUGCCCAGCGUCCUACAGGUAUACACCGCCACACCCAGCUAUGGGAAAUGUUGAGGGCAGCUAGGGAGGUUAUUUUGCAGUUCUAUCUAGUGUGGUAGUUCUUAUUCUAUUUGGGACUUGAAGUCCUUGUGGAAUGCUAUAAUCUUCCCCCCAAGAAAAAUGUACAAUUACCGUGGUCUAGAGCAGCACUGUUCAGAGAAAUAUCAACCAUAUUCAUAAUUUAAAAUUUUCUAGUAGCUCCUUUGAAAAUAUUCACUGAAAUUAAUUUAAAUGUGUAAUCCAAUAUAUGAAAAACAUUUCAAUAUGUAAUCAACAUAAAAUUAUGGAGAUAUUUUUUCAUGCUAAUGCUCUAUAACCUGGUAUGUAAUGUACACUUACAACAUGUUAAUUUAGAUGCUAGGUUUUCAUUGGAAAUAAUUUGUAUUUACAUUUCAUAAAAUUUACUGUGGAAAAAAUAUAUGUACUCAAGUGGCUUGAAACAUUCUUAAGUUUCCCAAUAAUUUAAUGAAGUAUCUAUUUUUACAUUUAAUUAAAAUAAAGUUAGAAAUUCA